Messenger RNA from Saccostrea cuccullata (small rock oyster), 532 nucleotides. RefSeq lists its product as uncharacterized. The transcript is spliced from 5 exons. Bases 77 to 532 code for a protein of 151 amino acids. The record is from RefSeq and is a predicted model, not a curated record. Lineage: Eukaryota; Metazoa; Mollusca; Bivalvia; Ostreida; Ostreidae.
GUAUGGGUAUAGGUGUGUGGGUGACCUUUGAAAGACGUAAUAACGACUGCAACGAAUACAAAAAUAUCUUGCUAAAAUGAAGAUGACAGAAAUGAAACUUCUUUUUAUCAUCUUUGUAGCAGCAAAGAUUGGUCAUAUCAAGACACAAUGUAUAGCAUCUGUUCCUACAAUUCGCUACGUACCUUCAUGCCCCAGUGAUGAAGAAUCGUGGCGAAAAGCCGAAUUACAAAAGAACUGCCAAAGUUUAGCCGAAAUCCAGACAUGUGUUCAAGAUUCUUCUAAAUUUAAGUAUCACUGCCUUGUGAAUACCUUUUUGAAUGCAACUUUAGAGGUGUGUGCACCAAUUCGGUUUCUCACAGGUUAUUGUGCCGAUUUCAAUAUCCAGGAAAGUAAAGUAACGGAGAAUUACAAUAUUGAUUGUACAAAGCUAAGGCCUGCAUGUCCUCCUAGAUAUGAAUCUACAGAGAUCUAUAAAUUGUUUAUCUGCAGUCUCAAAGAAAACUUUGUUAGUUUUGUAUCUAGAUCAGUUUAA